Molecule: messenger RNA, 494 nt
Organism: Jaminaea rosea
Lineage: Eukaryota; Fungi; Basidiomycota; Exobasidiomycetes; Microstromatales
Product: putative eukaryotic translation initiation factor 1a
Exons: 4
Coding region: 1-423 (140 amino acids)
Biological process (GO): translational initiation
Cellular component (GO): cytoplasm
Molecular function (GO): translation initiation factor activity; RNA binding
Source: RefSeq, a predicted model, not a curated record
AUGGGCGGCAAGAACCGCAGAAGGGGAAAGAACGAAAAUGAGUCCGAGAAGAGAGAACUCAUCUUCAAGGAGGAGGGACAAGAGUACGCACAAGUCCUCCGCAUGCUCGGUAAUGGCCGUCUCGAGGCACAAUGCUUCGACGGUGAGAAGCGUCUUGCCUUGAUCCGAGGAAAGAUGAGGAAGAAAGUUUGGAUCAACAACGGUGAUAUCAUUUUGCUGUCACUGCGAGAGUUCCAAGAUGAGAAGGCCGAUGUGAUCCAGAAGUACACGCCUGAUGAGGCGAGAGACCUGAUCAAGCAUGGAGAGAUCCCCGCAACGGCAAAGAUCAACGAGGCCGAAGCUGGAGACGAUGAGGGUGGCGAGGUACAGUUCGAGGAGGACUCGGGCGACGAUGACGACGACGAUGAUCUGGAUGACCUCUAAGCGUGCGCCAUCACACACGCUACGCUGAAAGGAAGCAAUAGAUUAUUGUCAGAGGAUAUUGCGUGGCGUCG